AUGACAGCCGAAAAAGAACUACUAGCGUGCAACUUUUCGCACCUGUUCUCAGACGAAACGCGGCGGAGGAAGUCGUCUCCAAUUAAAACCACGAUGGCCUACUUCCAGGACCCUAACAUCGUCUUCCUGGGUGCCGGUAUGCCUCCAUCGGAGCUAUUCCCCCUCGAGUCUAUUACCAUUGAAAUGCCCAAGCCUCCCUUUACAAGCGCGGCUGGCAAGCGGGCGGACUGUUUGAAGGGGACGAUCAUGAAGGAGCAUGAAGACUUGGUUUUCGAAAACGAUGUCCCGCUGGCUCGGGCGUUGCAGUACGGGAACUCACGUGGCCAGAAAGAGCUUUUGGCGUUUCUAAAAGAGCACGUGUCGCUGUUCCACCGCAUUCUUUACAAGGACUGGGACAUCAUCACAACCACGGGCUCUACGCAAGGAUGGGACGCCUCUCUUCGGAUUUUCUGUAACAAGGGUGAUACCGUGCUGUUGGAGGACUACACAUAUUCGUCUUCUGUGGAAGCUGCCGACGCCCAAGGGCUCAACUGUGUCCCGAUGCCGCUUGACGGCGAGGGAAUCGUCCCCUCUAAGUUGGAAGAGAUGCUUGCCAACUGGUCGUCGCUAUAUGGCGAGAUGCCAAUGCCCAAGCUGCUUUAUACCAUUCCUACAGGCCAGAACCCCACGGGAUGCACCCUGAGCGACAACAGGAAACCCCACAUCUACCGUUUGGCCCAGCAAUACGAUAUCAUAAUCAUCGAGGAUGACCCAUACUACUUUUUGCAGAUGGAUCCCUACGUGUCCGAGGAUGCGCGGUUAGAGACCGCGGAAGCGAGCACCAUGUCUCAAGCAACUUUUAUGAACUCGUUAAACAGGUCGUUUUUGGAGCUUGACACUGACGGAAGGGUUGUUAGACUUGAAUCAGUCUCUAAGACGUUCGCGCCAGGCUGUCGUAUGGGAUGGCUGGUCGGGUCCAAGCACCUCCUGGACAAUUACUGGAACUUACAUGAGGUAUCCAUACAGUCCACAUGUGGUUUCGCCCAAACUAUACUAAGCGGAAUUCUGAACAGAUGGGGUCAGGAUGGCUACAUUGACUGGUUAAUGCGUAUUCGCCGUCAAUAUACAGGCAAGCGUAAUACAUGUCUGGACAACUGUUACAAGUACCUCCCUGCGGAAAUUGUGUCAGUGCCUCCCGUUACUGCCGGUAUGUUCUUUAUGGUGUUCAUUGACGCUGAGAAGCAUCCGGAGUUCCACAACACAUUCAAAGGCGACGUGCUUUUGUUAGAAAAUCACAUCUACCAAAAGUGUGUGUCUGCGGGAGUUCUAAUCACCUGCAGCUCGUGGUUUAAGGUGAACGAUCCAAAACCAAGCUGUGGAAAAUCAGCGGAUAACACGUUGGCGUUCAGAGGCACCUUUGCCUCGGUCGAGCCUGAGGCUAUGGCAAGGGGCUUACAAAUUUUUGGAGAAACUUUGAAGCAGGAAUUUAAGUUGGUGUAA
Messenger RNA from Lachancea thermotolerans CBS 6340, 1479 nucleotides. Its product is annotated as PLP-dependent aminotransferase family protein. Lineage: Eukaryota; Fungi; Ascomycota; Saccharomycetes; Saccharomycetales; Saccharomycetaceae. Bases 1 to 1479 code for a protein of 492 amino acids. The transcript has a single exon. The record is from RefSeq and is a predicted model, not a curated record. Gene Ontology annotation, molecular function: aromatic-amino-acid:2-oxoglutarate transaminase activity; L-2-aminoadipate:2-oxoglutarate transaminase activity; pyridoxal phosphate binding. Gene Ontology annotation, biological process: aromatic amino acid catabolic process; L-tyrosine biosynthetic process.